This is a messenger RNA of Acanthoscelides obtectus, 1227 nucleotides long. NCBI's taxonomy places the organism in Eukaryota, Metazoa, Arthropoda, Insecta, Coleoptera, Chrysomelidae. The record is from the annotation of a GenBank genome assembly.
AUGAAACCAUCUAAACUGCAAGAUCAUCUGAGAAGAUGUCUCCUUGAUAAAACAGAGAAAGAUUUGAAAUACUUUCAAACACUCAAAGAUAAAUUUCAGAAGAGACCUACACUGGACAGAAUGUUCGCUUCGACGUCACAAAGAAAUGAUGAUGCAAAAUCCGGAAAACCGCAUACUAUCGGAGAGAAGUUAAUUUUGCCAGCCGUUGAAGAGGUUUUAAGAGCUGUUUUACACAAACCUGCAUCUGAUAUCAUUAAAAGAAUUCCCUUAAGCAACAAUACUGUUGAAAGACGUAUUGAUGAAAUGAGUUCUGAUAUUGAAAGCUUCUUAUGUAAUUAUUUGCAAACGACCCAUUUCUCUAUACAACUGGACGAGUCAACUUUACCUGAUAAUGCAACAUUAUUGUUGGCAUAUGUUCGUUUUAUUAUGAAUCAAGAAAUCUACGAAGAACUGCUCUUCGCAAGAACUUUGAUAACCGACACUAAAGCAAUACAUUGCGUCACCCAUCGACAACAUUUAGUUGCUAAAAAUUUGAGUGUUAGAUUGCAUGAACCACUUAAUUUAGUCAUUGAUGCAGUAAACCGAAUCCGAAGCAACGCGUUGAAUACGCGGUUAUUUGCGCAGUUGUGUGAAGAAAAUGAUGAACACUUUCAUCAAUUACUCCUUCACACUGAAGUACGCUGGCUGUCGAAAGGCUUAUGUUUGACCAGAUUUUUUGCACUUUUUGAGACUAUUUUAGAAUUUCUGGAUACUAAAGAUAAAACUUUAAAAGAAAAUUUAAUGAAGAGGAAAACAGACAUCGCCUAUUUAACAGCGUUUCUCGCCAGAGUUAAACUAAUGAAGCAAAAUAUUGGACGAGGCGAAUUUUCUCAGUUCCCCAAUUUGUCACAGACAAGCUGCCACGAAGACGACGUUUCAACUUACGUUCAACAUUUAAAUGCCCUCUAUUCAGAUUUUGAAUCUAGGUUUGAGGAUAUUUUGACUAUGGCAAUACCACCGUGGAUAAUUAAUCCAUACGUACAAACGAAGAACUUAAGGUUCAGUUUAAAAACGGAUAUCAGCAAUUCUGGCUGCAAAACAACAUACCCGUUAGUUUCCCGUAUUAUGGAAUAUAGCGAGGAAAUUUUUAAUUUCCUUUCCAUCGUCAUACCUAGUGGAAAGGGGGUUCAGCGCUGUUACCAAUCUCCUAACGAAAAAAAGAAACAGACUGGAGCCGAGGAGAUUUAA